This is a messenger RNA of Diachasma alloeum, 1659 nucleotides long. It is a transcript of the gene SmydA-3, whose product is annotated as SET domain-containing protein SmydA-8. The transcript is spliced from 7 exons. The coding region runs from base 63 to 1589 and encodes 508 amino acids. NCBI's taxonomy places the organism in Eukaryota, Metazoa, Arthropoda, Insecta, Hymenoptera, Braconidae. Gene Ontology annotation, molecular function: protein binding. The record is from RefSeq and is a predicted model, not a curated record.
GUACUUCGAAUCUCGCGAUCGUUGAAUAAACACUGAUUACCUAAAACCCCGUGAAGUGAAAAAUGUCAGCGACAGUUGACUCAACUGCAGGUGCCUCGACCUACCAGAUUCUCUCCAACGACAGAGUUGGAAGGUAUAUGGUGGCAAGCAAAGACCUAGACCCCGGAGAAGAGAUUCUGACGGAGCUGCCCUUCGUAGUGGGUCCGAAGGCGUCAACCUACCCCCUAUGCCUGUCAUGCUACACCCCCUGGCCUCCGGCCCCCGACACCACCCCCCUGUGCUCCAAAUGUCACUGGCCAGUGUGUAACGAGACCUGCGAGAAUGCUGCGCAACACAAGGAAUACGAGUGCCCCAUUCUCCAAGCUUCGAAGGAGAAGUUCAACGUUAAAGAAGCAUUGGAGGAGGAGAAUCCGAACGGUCUCCCCCAGCUGGAGUGCAUCACCCCCUUGAGACUGCUCCUGGCGUCCGAGAAAUUCCCGGAGCGAUGGAAUCGAGAAGUGAAGGACAUGGAGGCGCACAAUAAGAAGCGGAGCCAGGGGACCCAGUGGAAGACCGACGACACGAACAUCGUCAAGUUCAUCCGAGAACGGCUGAAGCUCGACAGAUUCUCGGAGGAAGCUAUUCAAACGGCCUGCGGAAUUCUGGAGAUCAAUUGCCACGAGAUCAGGACGGCUGGGGGGUAUGGGGCGAGGGCCCUGUACCCCACAGUCGCCCUCAUGAAUCAUUCUUGUGUCUCUAACACUAGCCACUGCGUUCAGACUGAUGACUACGGGGUGAGACUCAGGACGACUGUGCGAGUCCCCAAGAACGGGGAGCUCUUGGGAAGCUACACCCACUCGCUCCUCCCGACCAUGUUGAGACAAGAGCAUCUCCUCGUGGGGAAGCACUUCCAGUGCGCCUGCCCCCGAUGCUCUGAUCCAACGGAACUUGGAACACACAUGUCUUCUCUCAAGUGUAACAAGUGUGAUAAUGGAGUUGUCGUUUCACUGGACUCUUUAGAUCCCGAAAGUACGUGGAAGUGCACCCACUGUGAAUUCUCAACGAGUGGAGCAGCGGUGAAGAAAGUCCUCCAGAUAAUAAAUUCCGAGGUGGAGGCGGUGGAGGCAAUCACAGGUGACUGUGGCCCAGACGCCAUCCACCAGAGAGAGAGCAUAAUAAAAAAAUACCACUCCGUUCUCCACCCCCGUCACGCGUUCCUCACAAUGCUAAGGCACUCGUUAUCGCAGCUGUACGGACGAGUGGAGGAGUACAAUCUCGACGAUCUACCGGACAUUGUUCUCGAGCACAAGGUGGACAUGUGCAGGCUUCUCCUCCAGGUUCUCGAUGUCGUUGAGCCCGGAUUAACGAGAAUACGGGGAAUGACUCUGUAUGAACUUCACGCGCCACUUCUCUUCCUGGCCAAGUCCCAGUGGAAUGCCGGGGUCAUUGAUGAUGCGGCCCUCAAAUCCAAGAUGACUGAGGCUGCUAAUGUCCUCAAAGAAGCCGCCACCAUCCUCAGUCUCGAGCCUUUGGACUCCAUGGAGGGACAGAUUGGGGCUGGCGCCAGGGAGGCUUUGACUCAGCUCGACCAGUCGAUCAGAGAUUUAUGAAUCAAUCGGCAUUGUUCGUUAUUUGCAUUCUCUGUACCUUUUUUAAUUGAAUAAAUUGACUGAUCCAAAG